AUGGAGAGGCCUCACAAAUUGUUGUUUACACACAAAGAGCAUUUUAUUGGCCAAAUUGAAGAUGCUCUUGGAAAGAAAGUUCUCUUAAGGCGAUCAACCGAUGGAUUGAUCACUGUAAAUACAGAAGAGUUGCAUGUAUGCACCUUAAGCGAUGUACCAAAAGAGUUUCUUGACAAUGCCUUCUUAGUUAGCGUGUGCACAGAGUUGAUAAAUCAGAACGAAUACCAGCAUCUUUUUAUCUCUUGGAGUAUAGAAGAUGAGUACAGCUUAUAUUUUAUUCUAUUUAUGGAAAAGUUUUGUAGGUACCGAAACAUAAAGAUACACUGCUCGUAUAGCAUAGAAAAAGAGUUUAUGCGAAUAAAAAAUAGCAUGGCAAAAAACUGGUAA
Molecule: messenger RNA, 387 nt
Organism: Nematocida ausubeli
Lineage: Eukaryota; Fungi; Microsporidia
Exons: 1
Coding region: 1-387 (128 amino acids)
Source: RefSeq, a predicted model, not a curated record